GGCUUACGUUGAGAGGAAAGUGGGCAGAGCCGCUGAAGGAUAUCAGCUCAGGCGGAGGCGGAGAGGAGGACACACGCAGCAGAGGAGCGAGGCGGUGAGGACGGAGAGGAGGAAGGGCGCAACGAUGCGCCUCAAAGACCCACCAAAACGACGAAAAUCGCCCAGAAAUGACUCUCUGGCCGCGGCAGACGACGGGGGAUAGACCCGGCCCGAUAAAUGGGGGUUCCCCUUGAUGUUUAACAAACAACGUCAAAGAAGACGGGACAAUGUUUCUCCCAGGCCAAAUGGGCUGACAUUUAGCCAUCGUGACUUGAAGGAUUCGGGUGGUUCACGCUACAGUGGAGAUUUCAGGGACUUGAGAGACCGGAGAGAAGAUGUUCAAGUUGAAAGGAAAAAGAAGACGGCUCUACCCCAUUCAACUGGAUAUUGCUGAAGUGGAGACAGCGUUGUUUAACGUGAAGAUGGCAAGCGAUUUGGCGGUUAGCCAAAUUUUGACGAGAUGAAACCUUUUUUUCUGACUGGACUUUGUCUUUUGGAUUUUUAUUUUUUUACUACGUCGUGGACUCUGGAACACCGUUGCUGGCCCGUACAGUGGACACGUUAAAAAAAAUUAUUGUUUUUUAUUUUUUGGGGAACACAAAUCAUCAGCCUUUGUGUACAUUUGAUAUUCAAAUGUUGUUUCAAAUAAAGUGUAUGUCCUCGUAUUUUUCCCUGGCUUUGUUUCAUUAGCUAGUUCACCAGAAAACCACACAUUUGGCGCUAUGCUUUGAAUACGUUCACGUACCUCAUCUCGGAAAUUGGUUUAAUUAUUUCAGCUAAUCCAUACAAAAAAUAAUUUUGGUCUCCAGUGACUUGGUGUUAUUGUCGAGGUUGGCCCAAAUUAUUUUAAGGGUUAAGUUAUUACGCUUCGUAUUGGGUUGACGAAUCUUGCGAAGUAAUAAUCUAUUUUCCUGGAGUUGCUGUCCAAAAGAAAUAAUCGCCUUGAUUGACCAAAAACGGGUAAAUGGUUGAUGAAAAUGCACCUUUGUGCUUUAAUCAGUGCCACUGGAAAACCUUAAACUCAAAAAACAACUGAAGAAAACACUCACUUGUACAAGAAGUUUAAAAGGAUUUCAGUCUCAACCAUCUUUGGUCUGAUCACAAAUGGUUUCCAUGCCCUGUCUAAAAUGGCUACUGCUUGUCCUUCUUCCUGUCUGGGCAGGAAGUGAUGCAGUUGGUGCAAAUAUAUACUUUUACAGCCUAUCUGCAAUCUUACCUGUUAUGUAGUGAGAAAAAAGGGUUUCCCUUUGAGGCUUGUGUCUCAGGGAUGAAAAUAUAUGCAAGUUUAAAUAAAAGCAACAUUUAAACAUAAUAAAAAGGGGUGGGACUUAAACAUCACCUGAGUGUGGGGUAAAUGGAAAUAACGUCAAUCAAAGGCAAAGCUUUCAGAGCAGGGAAGGAGCUCUAGAUGGCGGCUGAGCCUUGGGAAGGGUGCCAUGGGCUUUCGUCAGACCGUUCCUUCAGCCUCGAUUUCGUCCGCGACCGCUUGAAUUUUGCGAUAUUUUGAGCGCUACGACUAUCCGGUCGCCUUUUUUAACGCGAAUAGGCGCGUUUCGGGUGUUUUUCGGGCCGUUUUUGUGUGCCGUGAGAGCCGCUUGUGCUGGUGGAGAGCUCGUCGUUGUUUUCCAUACAGGGCUCUGGCAGCCAUGGCGCGCCUCCAUUUUUAGUGGUGCUGCUCGCCUCUGUCGCUCUGAGACUGUCAGUAGAUGAAGACUGUAAAGGCCUACAGUACGCUACGAUAGGCUUAUUUGUUUUGUUUUCUUGUCAUUUAUUAAGCUAUUGUAGAUUUAUUUUUAUUUUUUUUACAGUUUCUUUCUUUUAUUCCGAGUCGCAUAAAUAUUUAAACCGAUAGCAGCGAACGAGGCUCGUAAUAGUCCCUUUAUGGACUAGCACCUUUUCUCCACAUUGAAUUGACAUGUUUACACUGUGUGGUGAACAAUUUACAGCUUUUUCUCAUCCUUAAAUGUUAUUUUUCUAAAGCUUCAUCUGAUGACGCAGUUACAAUUAACUGCAUGCGGCUCGAUCCUAUAGUGAAAGAGACACGGUGGAUAUUUAACUUAUCGUAACAGCACCUGUCAUAUUUUUCUCCCCCACCUCUGGAUUUUAUUUACAUUAUCGGUGUAAAUAAUGGUCACCAAUUGCUUCGACUUAAUGUCAUUUUUCUGCACUCGUGUCGCACCGCCUGGGUUUUGACUGCCACCUGAGCACAGGCAAAUCUUGUGGGACUUGUAUGAUAGUCCAUGCUUCCUCUUAACUUUUUGACAGUAAAUACCGGGACAAAAGGAUCACCCUGUCACAUUUUCAGGACACUACGAUGAUGAAGACUAAAAGUAAAAAGCAAGAAGAUGAGGGAUCGACUCAUAGCAACGCAUCAAGCAAUUCAGCUUCAGAGGAGUCCAACCGCUCUGCGUCGGAGUCGGGAAGUCAGUCAGAGAGCGAGCAUGGUAGUGAGAGGAGGAGAUCCCACAACUCCGAGUCAAACAGCUCCUCGGAGUCGGAGAGUCGCUCGGAGUCAGAGUGCGAGUCCGCCGGGUCCAAAUCACAGCAAACCACAGCCGAGGUCAAAGACAAGCCAGUUAGAAAGAAGGAGCGUCUGGCAGAUGUGAAAAAGAUGUGGGAAGAACAUCCAGAUGUGUACGGCGUCAGGAGGUCAAACCGCAGCAGGCAGGAGCCGGCUCGCUUAAACAUCGGAGCCGAGGGCAGCAGCGACUCGGAGGGGGAGAGUCCUAAAAGAAAAACGUCCCGGGGGAAGAAAAAGGAAAAUAUCUGGAAAGAUGAUGAUGAAGAGGAGGAGGAGGAGGAUGAGGAGGAGGAGGAGGCUUCCGACAGUACAGACAGUGAGCAGGAAGAGAAAAAAGUUAGAUCCAGACGACUUCCUGCUAGAAGGCCUCAGACCAAAUCGUCAGGUUCCAAAAAGCAGCUGUCUCAGAAAGGAAGGAAGUCCAGGAAGCAGGAGUCGUCCGCUGAGGAGGAGGAGGACGACGACGACGAAGAUGACGACGACGACGGAGAGGACACUCCGAAGAGACAGACUCGAAGGAGGGGGGCCACUAAGGUCAAGAGUUACAAGGAGGACCAACACGACUUUGAAACGGACUCUGACGACCUGAUCGAAAUGACGGGCGACGCCGGAGAGGAGCAGCAGGAUGACGACAGCGAGACCAUUGAGAAAGUCAUGGACACCAGGACCGGCAAAAAAGGAGCCACUGGAGCCUCCACCACUGUGUAUUCUGUGGAGGAGAACGGGGACCCGUGCGAAGGCUUCGACCCCGAGAAAGACGAAGGGGAGACUCAGUAUCUGAUCAAGUGGAAGGGCUGGUCCUACAUCCACAACACGUGGGAGAGCAUCGACUCUCUGACGCAGCAGAAGGUCAAGGGACUAAAGAAACUGGACAACUUCAAAAAGAAGAACGACGAACUGUGUUCAUGGUUGAGGAAAGCGUCUCCAGAGGACCUGGAAUUUCACAACUGCCAACAGGAGCUCACGGCCGACUUGAACAAGCAGUUUCAGAUUGUCGAGCGCAUCAUUGCCACAAAAACAGGAAAGACGCCAGGAUCCUCUGACUUCCCCUCUCACAGUCACAAGACGCCGUCCUCCAACGAACCGGAGUACCUGUGCAAGUGGAUGGGCCUGCCCUAUGCAGAGUGCAGCUGGGAGGAUGGAGCGUUGGUUGGAAAGAAGUUCCAGCACUGCAUCGACAGCUUCACGAACCGAAACUCCAACAAAACCGUCCCCUCUAAAGACUGCAAGGUAUUAAAACAAAGGCCGAGGUUUGUUGCAUUGAAGAAACAGCCGUCGUACAUUGGCGACGAUAACCUCCAACUGAGAGAUUAUCAGCUGGAUGGGUUGAACUGGUUGGCUCACUCCUGGUGCAGGUGCAACAGCGUUAUCCUCGCUGACGAGAUGGGACUGGGAAAGACCAUCCAGACUAUCUCCUUCCUGUCUUACCUCUUCCACCAGCACCAGCUCUACGGGCCCUUCUUAGUGGUGGUGCCUCUGUCCACGCUCACCUCCUGGCAGAGGGAGUUUGACACCUGGGCCCCAGACAUGAACGUGGUGGUCUACCUUGGCGACGUCAUGAGCAGGAAAACGAUCCGCGACUACGAGUGGGUGAACCAUCAAACCAAAAGAAUCCGGUUCAACGCGCUGCUCACCACGUAUGAGAUCCUGCUUAAAGACAAGGGCGUCCUCGGGAACAUUAACUGGGCGUUCCUGGGCGUGGACGAAGCUCACAGGCUGAAGAACGACGACUCGCUGCUCUACAAGACGUUGAUGGAGUUCAGGUCGAAUCACAGGCUCCUCAUUACGGGGACGCCUCUGCAGAACUCCCUCAAAGAGCUCUGGUCCCUGUUGCACUUCCUCAUGCCCGACAAGUUUGAUUCCUGGGAGGAUUUUGAGGACGAACACGGGAAAGGACGGGACAACGGUUACCAGAGUCUCCACAAAGUCCUCGAGCCUUUCCUGCUUCGACGCGUCAAGAAAGAUGUGGAAAAAUCUCUCCCGGCCAAAGUGGAACAAAUCCUGCGUGUAGACAUGUCUGCACAGCAGAAACAGUUUUACAAGUGGAUUUUAACGAGGAAUUACAAGGCUCUUGCAAAAGGGACCCGAGGCAGCUCUUCAGGCUUCCUGAACAUUGUAAUGGAGCUUAAAAAGUGCUGCAACCACAGUUUCCUCAUUAAACAGCCGGAGGAGGUAGAGAAUGAAACACAGCUGGAUUACCUGCAGAGUUUAGUGCGGGGCAGCGGGAAGCUCGUUCUGCUCGACAAGCUGCUGACCAGACUCAGAGAAAGAGGCAACAGAGUCCUGAUCUUCUCCCAGAUGGUCCGGAUGUUGGACAUUCUGGCUGAAUACCUCGCUAAGAAACGAUAUCCAUUCCAGCGGUUGGACGGAUCCAUAAAGGGAGAAAUACGAAAGCAAGCACUGGACCACUUUAACGCAGAAGGCUCAGAGGACUUCUGCUUCCUGUUAUCCACCAGAGCUGGAGGUUUAGGUAUUAACUUGGCCUCAGCAGACACCGUAGUCAUCUUCGACUCUGACUGGAACCCUCAAAACGACCUGCAGGCACAGGCCAGGGCCCACAGGAUCGGCCAGAAGAAACAGGUUAAUAUAUAUCGACUCGUCACCAAAGGAACGGUGGAGGAGGACAUCAUCGAGAGGGCGAAGAAGAAGAUGGUCCUGGACCAUCUCGUCAUUCAGAGGAUGGACACCACCGGUCGGACCGUGCUGGACAGCAACUCAGGAAACACAAACUCAACCCCGUUCAACAAAGAGGAACUGACCGCUAUUCUCAAGUUUGGUGCUGAGGAACUUUUCAAAGAAGCAGAAGGAGAAGAGUCAGAACCACAGGAGAUGGAUAUUGAUGAGAUCCUGAGGUUGGCCGAGACGAGGGAAAGCGAUCAAGGCUCCAGUGCGACGGAUGAACUUCUGUCUCAGUUUAAGGUUGCCAAUUUCUCCAGUAUGGAAGAAAGCACUCAAGACUUUGAGGACAAGCCCACGCGGGAAUGGGAAAGUAUCAUUCCUGAGGAGCAGCGGCGUAAAAUCGAGGAGGAGGAGAAGCAGCGGGAGAUGGAGGACAUCUUCAUGUUGCCCCGGAGCAGGAGCUCCAAUAAGAGGGCUCGGGCCAAUGACAGCGACAGCGACGUGGGCUCCAAGCUGAAGAACCGCUCCUCGGGCUCCGAGAGCGAGACCGACGACAGCGACGACGACAAGAAGCCCAAGAAGAGGGGGAGACCCAGAGCUCGCAAGAACAACGUGGAGGGCUUCACCGACGCAGAGAUCCGCAGGUUCAUCAAGGCAUACAAGAAAUUUGGAUCUCCACUUGAAAGGUUGGAGGCCAUUGCCCGAGACUCUGAGCUGGUGGACAAAUCUAUAGCAGAUCUGAAGAGACUCGGUGAACUCAUUCACACUAGCUGUGUGGCUGCGGUGCAGGAGCACGAGGAACACCUUAAGGAGAACCCAGUUGAAGCCAAAGGUCCUGGGAAACGACGAGGAAUUAAUAUCAAAAUCUCAGGAGUUCAGGUCAACGCCAAGUCGAUCAUUCAGCACGAGGAGGAGUUUGAGCCUCUGCACAAAGUCGUACCAGCCAACCCCGCUGAGAGGAACAAGUUCCAGCUGACGUGCAGGGUGAAGAUCGCUCACUUUGAUGUGGACUGGGACCUGCAGGACGACGUCCAGCUCUUGCUCGGCAUUUACGAGCACGGCUUUGGCAACUGGGAUCUGAUCAAGACGGAUCCUGACCUCAAACUAGCUGAUAAGAUCCUCCCAGACGACCCAAGCAAGAAGCCUCAGGCCAAGCAGCUGCAGGCGAGGGCCGAGUAUCUCCUCAAGCUGCUGAAAAAAGAGCAAGACAGCACAGAUCAGUCUAAAGGAGGGGAGGAGGUCAAAGUGAAGAAGAGGAGGCCUCGCGCGAAAAAGGAGAACAAGGUUCUCAAGGACGAGCAGGGCAAUGACAUCUCGUCCCCGCGCCUGUCCGACAACCCGUCAGAGGAGGGCGAGGUCAAGGGCGACGGAACAGAGAAGUCCCCCGUCAAGAAGAGACCAAAGAAAAAGGACAACAAGGAGAACAAGGAGAAACAGGGAACUCCUAAAAAGGAGAAGGACGGGGACAAAGAAAAGAAGGGAACCAAGCCCAGGAAAGAAAAGGCUAAAGGCGGCAGAGGGAAGAAGACACAAGGUCCAGUUCACAUCACAGCUGGAUCUGAGCCCAUCCCCAUCGAAGGAAAGGAGGACGAUGAACUCGACCAGGAGACCUUCAGCAUUUGUAAGGAGCGCAUGAGGCCGGUGAAGAAGGCCCUGAAGCAGCUGGACAAACCAGACGAGGGCCUCUCGGACCAGGAGCAGCUCCAGCACACACGCACAUGCCUCCUGAAGAUCGGAGACCGAAUCACAGAGUGCCUUAAAGCUUACAGCGACCCUGAACACGUCAAAAUAUGGCGAAGAAACCUCUGGAUCUUUGUGUCAAAGUUUACAGAGUUUGGUGCCAGGAAGCUUCACAAACUUUACAAAAUGGCUCAGAAGAAGCGAUCGCACGAGGAGGAGAAGGAGCACAAGAAGAAGGAGGACCCCUCGGGGAGGGGGAAGUCCUUCAGACCCGAGCCCUCCGGUUCCAGUCGGGACUCCACGGGUACUCAGCUGUCCUCCAAGCCUGGAUCUCACCCUCCUGGAUCCCACGGACACCACAGAGACUACAAUGCGUCCAACAAGCGCCACUUUGUUAAUGACGAUCGAGGAGACUGGCAGAGGGACCGUAAAUACAACUACCCUAGUAACAGCAACCAGUCCUGGCAGGGAGACCGGCAUCACCCGUACGACCCCCAUCGCUAUAAAGAUCACUACGGUGACCGCCGUCCGCACGGAGACUCGUACCGCAGCUCGGGCAGCUACCGCAACAACAGCUCCCCUCGGAAAAGACCCUACGAGCCGUACAGCAACGACCGGGACCACAGGGGGCACCGGCCCUACUAUGACAGGCAUCCCGACCCUAAAAGAAGGCGUCCUGACGAUUUCCGUCCCAACUACCACCAGGGAAGAGAAGGCCCCCUUCAGGACUUCAGGCGGAUGCCGGAGCACAGGCCGGCGGGUCCGUCGGGGCCGGAGCACUACAGCAGGCCCUUCCACCCGGACAAACCUCCCCCGCUGCUGGACCCCCGCUCCCCGCAGGCCCAGAAGUCCCCCCAGGACUCCCGGUCUCCCCUGGAGAGGCCCGUGGAGCCCAACGCCAUUGCAGACCCAAACUGGAACAACAGGAAAACAUAAAGUCCGCCGGAGCAGACCGGAGGAGCUGAUCUGAAGAGUUUCACCCAGGGUCAACGCCACAAGCUGCUGCUGCUGAUAAUAAUGAUGAUGAUGAUGAUGAUGAUGGACAAGUCUGGCCAAUUAUAAGCUCACAGUGGAAAAGGGAAUCAACAUAUGUAUGCUCUGUACCAGCAAACCAAACUAUUUUUCCCUCCCGGUGACUGUGGCUGCAAGCGAUUUGCGCCCAGAAGGAGCGAAAUGUCUCCUUCUGUCUUCAAGAUGAACAAAAGAAAAAAACAUGUAUCUUUAUUUAAAUGAACUGACUCAUCAGUUAUUCAUAGUAAGACUGAGUGGAACACUUCACGGAUGCUUAGUCCCAUGGACUAGUGUAUAAGGAAAAUUUAGGAUACACGAACUGAUGACUGAACUCAAUCCUAAAAGUGCCUGAAGGUUUUGGCCUUUUUGAAUGGUAAAUGUAUGGGAUUAUUCCCAAAGGAACCAUGACUCGGACAUCUGUUAUUAUUAUUAUUAUUAUUUUGUUUUUUUUAAUUUGUUUUGUGUUGAGCUUUAAGUCUCGCGAAUGAUGUCAUUAGGAGAUUUCCGUACAAUAGAAUGUGUAACAAUGUGUUAUCAUCUGCACCUUCAACCCAUGUUUUGAAUCUGGAGCGCGGGGCCAAGAAAAAACCGCGCCGCCCGGUUCUUUUUGAAAAACGAUCAAACAAGCCAGUAUGUUUCCUCUGCGCCCUCGACAGAAGGCCUGACUUGUUUUUUAACGAUCUCUCUCUUCUCAUGUGUACAAAUGAUCAUCGUUUCUGUAAACUGUGUAGCUGUGUAAAUCACUGCAAUCAUCUCUGCUCUGUUCACUUUAACCACUCUCCUCUUAGCAGGCCCAAUGAGACGGAGGCUUUGUGAAGAAGUAUUUAUUGCGACGACUUGUGCAAAGGUUCAUAACACUAUUACGUAGAGCUAUCCUUUAUCAGUUCUUUCAGUAUUGUGAUGGUUAGGAUUGGUAUUUUCAUGAAUUUGACUCUUCCUUCUGCGAGAAGAUGGAAGCAUUUUCCUUCCUAAUCGAUGCUUUAGCAGUAUUUUUGAUUCUCGGACGGUCGUGCUGUUGUCGCUUAAAGUUUGUCGGGAGGAAGUCGUUGUCGACAUUUAAUUAUGUUCAUUACCUUCAGUCGCUCUUUUCCUGUGCCAAAUCUGCUUGUGCCCUCCCUGUCUUUUUUUUUUUUUCUUUAUGUUUGUCCGUUUGUGCCUUAUUUAUGUGUGUGCGUUAUCGUACUGUUUACCGGUUCGUGGACGGUACCGAGGGCUGACACAGGCAGGGUGUGGUCACAUUUGAAGAAAAUCAUAACGAUUCAGUGGGAAUCCGCCGAAGGGACCAUGUGUUCUGAUACUGUGUGGUUCUGUGAUUUUUAUUUUUAUUUUUUUCCCCCUCCCAAAGUAGUUGGUGAUUUGUGGGGGGGGGAGGAUGUAAACGUUAGUGUAAAGGUAUAUUGAGUGCGUUUGUCUGGGGUACUCAGCCGACCGGUUCCAGUGAACAGCCAGCCCAUGUUUUCUUCCAAACUACAGUUCCUGUAUCAUAUGUUCUUUAAGAAAGUCUAAAUAAUUUAUAUUUGUGACAAGAAAACCACUCUUCAUGAGAAAUGUGCUGUACAUAUGUUUGGACAUAUGUAAUAAACUUUGUUACACAAUGAAA
This is a messenger RNA of Mugil cephalus (flathead mullet), 9470 nucleotides long. RefSeq names its product chromodomain helicase DNA binding protein 2 (gene chd2). Gene Ontology annotation, biological process: nucleosome organization; regulation of transcription by RNA polymerase II. NCBI's taxonomy places the organism in Eukaryota, Metazoa, Chordata, Actinopteri, Mugiliformes, Mugilidae. Gene Ontology annotation, molecular function: ATP binding; DNA binding; ATP hydrolysis activity. Gene Ontology annotation, cellular component: chromatin; nucleus. The record is from RefSeq and is a predicted model, not a curated record. The transcript has 42 exons. The coding region runs from base 2354 to 7795 and encodes 1813 amino acids.